This is a messenger RNA of Fusarium pseudograminearum CS3096, 4104 nucleotides long. RefSeq lists its product as uncharacterized. The transcript is spliced from 2 exons. The record is from RefSeq and is a predicted model, not a curated record. Lineage: Eukaryota; Fungi; Ascomycota; Sordariomycetes; Hypocreales; Nectriaceae. Gene Ontology annotation, molecular function: DNA binding. Bases 1 to 4104 code for a protein of 1367 amino acids.
AUGCCGACCUCGCUGCAUCCGCAGGCAAAAUUCGAUCCUAUACCACCUGAUAUAGACUUGUAUAGUCUAGUAGACAAGACCUCUAACUUUCAAUGGGUCCAGCGCGUUUCGAGAAGCCAAAUACGCAACCUUGGCCAACAGGAGUUUGAGAAGCUUGUGUUAAUUCACGUUAUCAUUGGCGGCAAGCCUCUGAUCAUUGACGGAUGGGAUGGAGUUCUCCCAAAAUCCCUUUUUGAUGUCGCUUGGUUAGAAAAGACACAUGACAAGACACAAGAGAAUGUGAGAGACAUCGCCGCUGGGGCCGACAUCCCUAUGACGAUGGGCCACUACCUGCGAUCAAUGCGACAACUGGCGAACCAGUGGACCCCCACCAACUUCCGCGACGAGCGACGACAGCGUCUCUACCUCAAGGAUAUCGACUGCCCUCCAGAGUGGCAUGAUGCGCUACAAAAGGUUAUUCACCCGAACCUGUUUUACCUAAACGAGAAUGCCAGCGAGGCCGGAGGCUCACACCAGGAUGAAACAGUAUUCCGCGAUGAAGCUGCAGCAGCACCAGCCGGUGAUCUGAUGUCAAGCUUGCCAGAGGAGAUGCGCGCCCAAAACCUCAUGUGUUAUAUUGGACACGAAGGUACAUACACCCCAGCGCAUCGUGAAAUGUGUGCAUCCCUAGGCCAAAAUAUCAUGGUGGAAGCCUCCGGCGACGAGAAGGGUGAGAAAUCAGGCAGCUCGAUAUGGUUUAUGACGGAAAGCAAAGAUCGUGAGGUUGUGCGCGAGUACUUCCUUUCCAUGCUAGGUCACGAUAUCGAGAUUGAGAAGCACUUUGCCCAAAUCAACGCGUGGAAGAAAGCGCCUUUUGAUGUAUACAUUGUAGAACAGAAAGUCGGCGAUUUCAUUCUAAUUCCACCCCUGGCAGCACACCAAGUUUGGAAUCGAGGUACUCGAACAAUAAAGGUGGCAUGGAAUCGUACAACUGCCGAAACUCUUGAGAUGGCUUUGCAUGAAGCGCUUCCAAAGGCUCGCCUUGUCUGUCGUGAUGAGCAGUACAAAAACAAAGCGAUCAUCUUCUUCACUUUACAGAAGUACUACCGUCAGCUCCAAAAGCUUGAAGAGAAUGCAGAAAUGACUUCUAUGAGCUUUAUGGGUAUUGGACAAGACAUUCUCAGGAGCUCGCCUCGUGCCAAGCAACUUGCUGGCGACUUCAAGAAGCUCUUUGCGCUCUUUACCGAAAUUCUGCUUGACGAGAUGUUUGCAUUCAAAGAAAAGGAGGUGGAGUUUAUUGAGUUCGAUUCUUGCAUCACUUGUUCAUAUUGCAGAUCCAACAUCUUCAACAGGUUUCUGACAUGCAAGCACUGCACCCGCAUGCUCGUCAACGGUGAUGAGGACACAUACGAUGUAUGUAUGGAAUGUUACGCCAUGGGGCGGUCUUGCGCUUGUCUCUCAGGCUUGCAGUGGUGCGAACAAUGGACGUGGACUGAUUUGGUCAAUAAUUACGAGGACUGGCGCUCUAUGAUUAUCAAGAACGAUGGGUUCGUUGACUUUGAGUCUUCGCCGCGGCCUCUCGAGAUUGCCCGGCAGCGUUCUGCGAAGAAGUCUCUGGCACAAAUUUGUCAAGAAGCCUUGAGAAGGAGACCAUGGAAGGAUAUCACCCAGCCGGAACGUGAGCUUACACCAAGCGAAUCAGAGCCGGAAGUUGAUGGAGAAGGAAAGCCCAAGAAAAAAUACAAGAGGAAGAAGAAACGAGGAGAGCUUCGACGAUGCCAUGUAUGCUGUCACAAGGACUACGCUUACCGAGUGCAUCAAUGCACAAACCCUGGCUGCACCGAGUCUUACUGCUAUGGCGUCCUUUACAGAGCUUUCGACAUGUUACCACAAAAGGUCCUGGAGGAUGAGCAAUGGCAAUGCCCCAAGUGCUUGGGUAUCUGCAAUUGUGGUUAUUGUCGCCGUGUGGGCAAUACGGACCCUUACACGCCGAAGAAUACCUUGCUAGGACAUGAUACACGUCCGAUCGCUGAUGACCGAAGUGUAGAGGCGCUUGUUGAUUUUCGUGUCCACAAUCUCUCAUGGCUCAAGGCUGCUGGGGAGGAAAGCCGUAGUAAUAACAGCAAACGGAUGAAGAGAUUACGAGAGCAAGCCGACACCGCAAAAGCACAAGAUAUCACAGAGCAAGAAGAGGCAGACCAAGCACUGCAAGACGACGAUGAGGCUCACGAAAUUAAUGGUGUGCAUGUAUCCAGCAUGAACGGUUAUGGGGAUCAGAGCCAUGUUCUCGGUGGCCAAGGCGAUCAGCCCAUGACUGACGGCAAUGCUCAAGGAUCAUUACCGCGUUACCAUGAAGCAAAUGGCGAACAAGUUGACCAAUCCAUGGCUAUGGAUAUUUCCCAAUUGGAAGAUGUGGAUGCAUCCUUAUACCCGGAUCCUUCAUUGGUGGCUCGACAACGUAUAGGCAUGGGCUAUUAUGAGCCAGAUGAUGCACCGGACAGGAUUCUCUUUGAUCCCUUCCAGGCGCCUUCUGAAGAGGCCAUGCGACCGUCCGAGCCGGAUAUCCCCGAAUUUGUCAAGAAAUCUAUUCGGGCGGCCAAAAGAAAGGCCAGGAUAGAGAAUGAGGAUCCAGACUUUACUGUUGGCAAGGGGCAUCACAAAAAGCCUCGUCUUGCAACUGAACCAGAAGUAGACUUUUUGGACAGUAUGGAUCCUGCUUUAUUCAGCGGGCCGCCCACUGCCCCUGUAGCUGUCAUGGAUCAACCUGGCCAAGUUGAUAAGGAUCAAAGCGUGACACAAGAUGAAGCAACCGACAAUAAUCGGGAGGCAUCAGAUGAAAAUCCAGCUCAAGCUCCACCUAAGAAACGGGGUCAGUUGUUAUUUGACGCGAACGAACCCGAGCUUAGGCACGCCAAACCAAUAGCAUCUUAUGUUGAAGCUGAAAUGGAUUCCGAUGAGUUUGAAGAGGAGCAAGUCAAUCAAUCAAAGCCUCCUCAAGGUGACGCAGUCGGAGCCAAGAAAUCGGCUGUUGAUCUAGCUGCUGAUGCAGUUCGUGCUCUAUUCGGAACUCCCUCAUCCUCUAAUCCACAGCCCUCUAUCGAGGCGGACCCAACCCCUGGGACCGGGACUAAGACUCCUAAACGACGUGGACGUCCGCCCAAGAAUGCAUCCUCUGCCACGCAGUCCACGCCUGUCGGUUCGCCCCAAAGUUCCAAGUUCGGAAAAAAAGGCCGGCCUAGAGGCCGACCUCGAAAAUCACUUUUAUCUCUGGUUGCAGCUGUUGACAACUCGACCGAUAUCAUCGAUGAGUCUUCUCAAAACCAAGACAGCGAUAGUGACGUUGAACAUGAGAAAAUGGUUCGUGAGUUGGAGGCUAAUCUCGCUGCAGACUUGACUCAAGGUGCUUCGGGGACUACAACAGAGUCUAUUCAGCCUCGACGCCGGGGAAGACCAAGGAAGUCUGGCGUGACUACCAUCGCGGCAACUUCUGCCCCUACUGAUGUAUCUGAAGAAGACGCCAAGGAAGAAAGUCGUAUGUCCAGGUCUACUCGUCGCACGCGACGAUCAGAGGGUGCUGUCAACAAGCCCAGUCGACCAUCCAUCUCACCUCCACCGCCAACGGCUGGUGGGGCAGGGACGCAUCUUAUGUCUAUGGCUGAGCGAAUGGCACUCAAAGGAAAGAAGUUCAAGAUUGGCAAACGAAAGUCAAAAGGCGUCUCUGACAGUGCAACUCCCACACAAUCAGAAGCCACGACUCCCACACCGGGCGCUGAGGCUCCCAUAGAGGUGGCUGACGAACCAGUUGCAGAUGAUCAAGAAAUGGCCUCUCAUGAUCCGAGCCCCGAGAGCUCGUACACUGGUGGACAGUCGGCUCAAGUAUCUUCGGACAAUGAGAGUUCGCGAAGUCCUUCACCGCCCCCUCCCGCCCGACGACCCGCACAACCAACCGUGGUCCGGAUUGGUGACACAGACUCGGAGGCAGGGCAGAGUGACUCCAUGACAGGAUCAGACUCAGAUAGUGACGGCGACAUUCCUGCAAGACAAAAUUCUGGCCGAGGGGGUGGUUGCGGUCGUGGUCGUGGGCGUGGCAGGGGGAGGCCAAGGGGCAGCGGAAGAGGGCGCUAA